Chrysemys picta bellii (western painted turtle) is the source of this 1459-nucleotide messenger RNA. It is a transcript of the gene FERD3L, whose product is annotated as Fer3 like bHLH transcription factor. Lineage: Eukaryota; Metazoa; Chordata; Testudines; Emydidae. Gene Ontology annotation, biological process: developmental process; regulation of transcription by RNA polymerase II. Gene Ontology annotation, molecular function: protein dimerization activity; RNA polymerase II transcription regulatory region sequence-specific DNA binding; DNA-binding transcription factor activity, RNA polymerase II-specific. The record is from RefSeq and is a predicted model, not a curated record.
GCAUGCAGGUCCCCUCUUCAGGACAUCAUUAAAAGCCUACAUGCACUUGUCUGACAUCAAUUGUCAGGCACGGUCGCAAGGUACAGAGAUCCGUGCAGCGAGCAGGGAAACGACCCCAGGGGAGAACAAUCUUGGCCGCUCGGGCCUGAAAGAGUCUGAAAAUCGUUUGGUUGCGGGGGUGUCAGAAGAGACAAAAGCGCGCAGCAGGUAAGAGCUAGGGACGGUUGCCAAGAAGGAACUGGCCCUGAUCGCUGUGACAGGAUUGAAGCCCUGGGGAACCUCUCUCAUUGGAACAUCCACGCGUCCCCGAGGGGCUGCCUGUCUCCUCUCAUCAGCAUCGAGGGGAAACAUUUCAUAGCCUUCCUCUUUGGUGCCGCUAAUCCGGUUAUCUGUUGGGUUAUAAAUAUUAAUGCCCUCGCGCCGUUCGGCUGGGGAUGGUACCAGCCAAGCCCUCUGUGAAGUGAGAUAUCAGCCUCUUCCCAGCCCGCACACGCCCUGGGAGAAUCGAUGAAAUAUCCAGCCGAGCCCAGCAAAUGGCGUAUCAGGAAGGGCCGGUGGGCGCCUCGGUGCUGGACUUCGUGGCCGAUCUCUCCCUGGGGUCUCCUGAGUGCCACCCUCGAGGGGUGCCCAGCCUGGACCUGUACGAUUUCUCCUCCGGACCUCCGUUUGGGGAGAGAGCCCUGGCUCUCCGAGAGGGCAUGGCCAGGGGGCUGCCUCUGGCCCCCUUUGAUGAUGGAGACCCCGAGGAAGAAGAGGAGGAGGAGGAGGAGGAGAGAAUGAGGGGCACGUCUCUGCUGGACAGACCCAAGAGAAAGCGAGUCAUCACCUAUGCCCAGCGCCAGGCUGCCAACAUACGGGAGAGGAAGAGGAUGUUCAACCUCAACGAAGCGUUUGAUCAGCUGAGGAAGAAGGUGCCCACCUUCGCCUACGAGAAGCGGCUGUCCAGGAUAGAAACCUUACGCCUGGCCAUAGUCUACAUCUCCUUUAUGACUGAACUCUUGGACAGCUGCAACAAGAAGGAGGCGAGCUAGAGAGCCGAGGACGCAGGGCUUCUCCAUCCAGGGAUGGAGGCGGACAGCAUCCCAGCCCGGGCAGGCGGAAGAGAAAGGUCGGGGACGCAGUUUAGCACAGGCAGUGCUCCUGGCUCUCUGGCUAGUGUCUGGGGUCACGUAGAGGAUUCAGGGGAUGAUGGGAUAAAAUCAAAUUAAGGGGCACUCCGGGAGGGCGGGGCAGGGAGGAAAGCGUCACCAUCUGUACAUUCAUUGAUAUCUAAUGGGACUUUUGGCAAGAAAAAAAGUGGUGAUUUUUGUUUGUUUCUUUUUACUUAAAACGUUGCCACCUGCUGCCUUUGGGGAAAGGUCUGAGGCUUCCCCGCUGACAUAGACCUGGUGGCUUUCAACGGGAUUUUCCUGGGAGGCAUCCCUGCCUUACAUGACGAGGAGUAAAUGCUUUCCACACA